CAGACAUAAGCCUAAAAGCAUCAAGUUCUCCAUCCAUACUCACUCACACACACAGUUCUGUUCGAUCAAUGGCAAGUACCUCCACAUCUUCCAACGAAACUGAGCCUUUGACAUACACUACUGUUCUUAGCAUUGAUGGUGGUGGCGUCAGAGGAAUCAUUCCUGGUGUUAUUCUUGCAAAACUUGAAUCUCAACUUCAGGCAAUAGACGAUAAUAAGGAUGCAAGGAUUGCAGAUUAUUUUGAUGUAAUUGCUGGGACAAGUACAGGUGGUCUCAUUACUGCCAUGUUAGCAACUCCAAAAUAUCCAAAGGAAAAGGAUAACCGUACUCCUAUAAUGGCUGCCAAUGAAAUUGUUCCAUUUUACCUAAAAAACUUGCCAUUGAUUUUUCCACAGAAAAGGGGAAUAUGUGGGCAGCUGAUAAACAUAACAAAAGUUUUGACCGGAGCUAAGUACAACGGAGAGUAUCUUCACACGCUGAUAAAAAAUUUGACAGAGGAUACACUUUUGAGCCAAACUUUGACAAAUGUUGUUAUUCCAUCUUUUGAUGUUGAGAAACUCCAACCUACCAUUUUCUCAUCCUAUCAGAUUAAAGUUGAGCCAACUUUGGAUGUACCACUAGCAGAUAUUUGCAUAGCUACAUCAGCUGCUCCAACUUAUUUGCCUGCUCACUAUUUUGAAAAGAAAGAUGCAAAAGGGAAAGUCAUCCAAAAAUAUAAUCUCAUUGAUGGCGGCGUGUGUGCUAACAAUCCGACUUUAGUUGCAAUUAGAGAAGUGACCAAGGAUAUGAUGAGGAUUAAGGAUUGGAACAAAAGUGGGAAAAGUGGGAAAGGUAUACAGUAUGAUCGUUUUAUUGUAAUCUCAAUAGGGACAGGAUCAAACAAGACUGAAGGAAAGUACAAUGCUAAAAUGGUGGCUAAAUGGGGUGCUUUGACUUGGUUAUUCAAUGCUGGUGCAACUCCAAUUAUAGAUUGUUUUAGUGAAGCAAGUACUGAUAUGAUUGAUUACCAUAACUCAGUUCUUUUUACUGCACUUCAGUCUCAAAACAACUACCUCCGAAUUCAAGACGAUACAUUAAAGGGGAAGACAGCUUCUGUGGAUGUAUCUACUGAAGAGAAUUUGAAUGAUUUGGUUACAGCUGGUAAAAAUUUAUUGCAGAAAAAUGUUACACGAGUGGAUCUAGAUACGGGUGUAUAUGAAACAGUUGAGGAUAAAGGCACCAUUGAGGAAGAACUCAAAAGGUUUGCUAAGUUACUCUCUGAUAUAAGAAAAGAGAAAAUUGCCAAGUCCAAGUCAUAAAAUGGCAAGUAAAUGGUCACACAAGAUUGAAUAUGUUAAUCAAUUGUUGAAGCUCUAUCUUUUAAUUUGAUUUGCUUAAUUAAUAAUUUCUGUACUUUAAUUACGAUGCGAGUGUGUAACAUUUUCUAUUGUGAAUGAAAUAAAUAAUAUUUUCAAUGUUAAGAAGAAUUCUAGAAAUUGUAUUUAAGGUUUAAUUAGUAAAAUGGUUCCUUAAAGAUUUUUUUAU
This is a messenger RNA of Trifolium pratense (red clover), 1524 nucleotides long. Its product is annotated as patatin-like protein 1. The record is from RefSeq and is a predicted model, not a curated record. Gene Ontology annotation, molecular function: glycerophospholipase activity; monoacylglycerol lipase activity. The coding region runs from base 69 to 1298 and encodes 409 amino acids. NCBI's taxonomy places the organism in Eukaryota, Viridiplantae, Streptophyta, Magnoliopsida, Fabales, Fabaceae. The transcript is spliced from 7 exons. Gene Ontology annotation, biological process: lipid metabolic process.